AUGACAAGCGCCGUGCCGAACAUGGCAGAGAUGAAGAUGUAUGCGAAUCCUUCCAUGGAUUUUACGGAGCGGUUGGAGGGAGAUGUGAAGAACGAGAUUAUGGAAGAACUGAGGGAGGCGAAGGCAGCCGGCGCCUCCCCCGAGGCGAAGUCGACCAUGAGCCGAAUUUCCACCGAGGCGUCCGUGGACGACGCCGCGGUGGCGCCCGUCCAGUACGAGGCGCAAAACUUGGAGGUGCCCGUGGUCAUCGUCACCUCGGAGAUCCAUCCGUGGUCGAAGAGUGGUGGACUGGCUAUUGUGGCAGCCCAGUAUGCCUACAACUUCGCGACUCGCGGUCAUCGUACCAUGGCCAUUGCACCCAUGUACGACAACUACGAGGGCGCCUUCUACCAAUGCACCAAGAGUUUUGAACUUUUCGGUGGAGUUCAUGAGGUACGUUAUUUUCACCACUUUCAGAGCUACGGUGAAGGCAAAGGUUGCGACUACGUCUUUGUGGACCAUCCAUCCUUCAGAAGGCCUGGAGGGCUUUACCACAAUCUCACAGACAACCAGGAAUACUCCGACAACCUCUUCAGGUUCGCCCUCUUCUCUCUGGCGGCGCUGGAGGUUCCCGUUGCCAUCGAGCUGGGCGGCGCGCCGCGCUACGGCGGCAAGGUGAUGUUCAUUGCCAACGACUGGCAAACUGGUUUGCUGCCGGUCUACAUGGUUCAUCGGCACAGAGCCUUUGGAAACUACAACGACGCCCGCUGCAUGUACGUCAUUCACAACUUGGGAUACCAGGGGUGCUAUCCCCUUCGACUUGGCUUGCCGGGUACUAUGCAGUACGACAACUUUGCACAGCUGGGUCUUCCCUUUGCCGCUCUGGGCGAUCUGAUCUACCAGUAUCCCCUGCACGAGAGAACCUUCGAAGGUGAUUCAGGAGAGACGCUGAAUCUCACCAAGGGAGCGAUCCAGUGUUGUGAUCGCAUCAUCACGGUGUCUCCUACCUACGCGGAUGAGAUCCGAACACCCGAGGGUGGCUUUCGUUUGCAUGAUUUUGUCGCUGGGAAGAGCUAUUUUCUGGUGGGAAUUUUGAAUGGUAUCGAUAGCAGCUGGAAUCCCACGAGGGAUAGUAGCAUCGCCUCGAAAUUCUCCGCCGAUCUCUCCGGGAAGCUGGAAUGCAAACGCUACCUGCAGCGGAAGUUGGGGUUGAAGGAGGACGACAACGCCUGCAUCUUGAGUUUCGUCGGCCGCCUCACCAAUCAGAAAGGUAUUGACUUGAUUGGAUCUUGCAUCCAUUGGAUCAUGGAGGACAAUAAAGAUGGUCUUCAAAACGUGCAGCUGGUGAUGAUGGGCAAUGGUGAAGAGAACUUCGGUCGCAUGUUGCAGUGGGCCGAGAGCAGUUGGAAGGGCCGCAUUUGUGGCUACUGGGGCUUCAGCCCACAGGUGGAGAAGGAGAUCAUCGCGGGCUCCGAUUUCUUCCUGAUGCCAUCCAGGUAUGAACCCUGUGGAAUUCCACAGAUGUGCGCCAUGAUGUACGGCACCAUCCCCAUCGUCCACGCCACGGGCGGCUUGAAAGACUCCGUAAAAAGCUGGUACUCCGAGAAGGAAAGCUCCACAGGCUUCCAUGUUUGGCCGCUGAACGAAGACAGCUUGAAAAAGGUGAUCUUCGACGGCCUCCAUUUGUAUUUCCGGGAGCCCGAGGAGCUCCAGGAAAUGCGCCGGAGAGCCAUGGCCCAAGACUUCAGCUGGUCGCGGGCCAUCGAUGACUACGAGAGACACUUCGAUUGGACCAUGGCGGAUCCACCCUUCUGGGGCAGGCGAACGAAGCGAUGGCAUGGGCGGUGCUGA
Messenger RNA from Cladocopium goreaui, 1830 nucleotides. NCBI's taxonomy places the organism in Eukaryota, Dinophyceae, Suessiales, Symbiodiniaceae. The record is from the annotation of a GenBank genome assembly.